Molecule: messenger RNA, 2378 nt
Organism: Asterias rubens (European starfish)
Lineage: Eukaryota; Metazoa; Echinodermata; Asteroidea; Forcipulatida; Asteriidae
Product: cytochrome b-c1 complex subunit 2, mitochondrial-like
Exons: 12
Coding region: 59-1435 (458 amino acids)
Cellular component (GO): mitochondrion
Molecular function (GO): metal ion binding
Source: RefSeq, a predicted model, not a curated record
GGCGCACUUUCACCGGCAGUAGGCAGCCAUUUUUGUCAACCGGCACGCUCAGGAAAAGAUGAUGUCCCUGUCAGGAUUUCGUCCAGUUUUUACUGGUUUAUCGCGCCGACUAUUUACAGCCCAGGUUGCCCCGGCAACUCAAUCAGCAGACAAGCCAGCGCUCCCUAAAGAACCUGUCCAGGUGUCCAAGUUAAGCAAUGGAUUAACAGUUGCUUCAGUAGAGAACCACUCACCCAUUUCUAGAAUCGGUCUGCUCGUCAACGCUGGGUCACGCUAUGAAUCAACAGCAAACCAGGGCAUCAGUCACUGCCUACGUAGCUAUGCCCACCUGACAACAAAAAAUGCAACAACAUUUAACAUCACAAGAGGGCUGGAUGACCUUGGUGCUAGCUUGGAAGCCACUACGACCAGAGAUCACAUGAUGUACUCUGUGCAAUGUCUACGGGGGCAUCUAGAUCAAGGUGCGGCAUUCCUGCAGAAUGCAACCACUGGUCAGCAGUUCCGACCCUGGGAGCUCAAAGACAACAGACAGAGACUUUACUUUGAUCUCGCUUCCAUCAAAAACCAACUGCAGAUUGAGGUUUUAGAGAAUCUGCACUCCGCUGCGUUCAGAGAUACGUUAGGACGGUCCCUGUACGCUCCAGAGUACAUGGUGGAAAAGAUCAGCACGGAGAUGUUGAUGGAUUGGGUAAACAACAUGUACACUGCUGAGAAUAUGGCACUAGUCGGAGUCGGCGUCGGCCAUGAUGAACUGAAGGCAUUUGGGGAGAACUUUGAGCUGAAGACAGGGCCAAGAAACGAGAUGCCAGCAGCUAAGUAUGCAGGUGGCGAGAUUCGCAAACAGCAGAACUCCGGGUUUGCCUAUGCAGCAGUCGGCGUACAAGGCGCCAAACUAAACAGCAAGGAGCUACUGUCACUGGGUGUCUUGCAACAUCUGAUGGGUACCGGGCCGUACAUCAAGUGGGGCAGUCAGAUAGCUUCCUCCAAGCUAACCCAGGCUGCUGCAGCAGCAACGACGGUGCCAUUCUCAGCAAGUUGUUUCAAUAUGUCAUACAGCGACUCUGGAUUGUUUGGCAUGUUCGCCAUUACCCAUGCUGAUCAGAUGGGCGCGAUGCUGAAGUCCAUGAUGAAACAGUUUGGAGCUGUCACCAAGGGAAACAUGGAUGCUGCGGAUAUCACCAGAGCCAAGAACCAGCUGAAGGCGGCUAUCUUGAUGAAUCUUGAGAACCAAUCCACACUCCUUGAAGACAUCGGAGUUCAGUCUCUCAUGAACGGAUCCUACGUCUCAUCAGCUGACUUGGUGAAUGACAUUGAUGCCAUCACAGGAGAUGAUGCAGUCAAGAUUGCAAAGAAGAUAUUCAACGGCAAGAUGUCGAUGGCGGCCAGUGGAGACCUUGGAAAUACCCCCUAUCUGGAUCAGCUUUUGUCAGCAUAAAACUCCACCCCCUUUUAGGAAUCCAAUUUAAUAAAUCCAACCACAUGUGCUCAUGAAAGAAAAAAACAGAUUGGGCUAUUGGCUUGAUUGGGACAAUGAGGGCGCUGUUCAUAUUUAUUUUUCUCACUGGUGGGUGGGGUUUGUUUUGAUGGUUGUUGUAAUUUGCCCUUGUUUGCCCUGGACAUUUUCAGCUACAGAUGGGUCAAAGAUAAGGGGCAAGGUUCAAGGGUCAAAGUUCAAGGGUCAAAGUUCAAGGGUCAAAGUUCAAGGGUCAAAGUUCAAGUGUCGGUGUAUAUGUACUGAACUUUCAAUGCAAAGCACAUUACUUUGUAAUUUGGAGAGACUUGAAUGAAACUAGGAUUUUUAAGGGUGCUGAUGUUUGUGCUUGGUGACCCUAAGAUGAAAUGAAUAUGUUAUUUCAGGAACUGGUACUUCAUAUUUUUGAUUCAUAUUAUUCAGGGGUUCCCACCCCUUUUCCUUACAGUGCCAGUUAAUUUCAAGUACACAAUAUUUCAAAGAUUUCUUAUUAAAAUAAUAUAAGACUUGGUUUAAAAAAAAUAAUCUCCAUGCUACUUAUUAUUUUUCAUUUUGAAUAUUUCUGGACAGAUCUGGGCAAGAAUCGCAAGAGUUCUUUGGAAUUUUAUUCUUGGCAUUUUAUUCUUGGCUUUAGCUCAAUGUAUAAAAAUAUAAAAGGUUGGCACAGAUGACAAUUUUUAUGUUAAUAAUUUUAUGUUAGUUAAAUAACAAGAGUCUACCAAUCCUCGUUUUGAAUCAAUUUGAUUGAACACUGGCACUUCAAAUAUUUAAGUUUGAAAUGGUCCUCAUCAUUUUAUUUGAUAUGAUAUGGAAUAACUGAGUUAUUGUUUUGAGUUGACUUAUAUAUGGAUAGAUGUCAAAUAAAAGUGUGUUUAUUUGAAGAAACAAAAACUUGUUGUCUUUGUUC